Molecule: messenger RNA, 3594 nt
Organism: Glarea lozoyensis ATCC 20868
Lineage: Eukaryota; Fungi; Ascomycota; Leotiomycetes; Helotiales; Helotiaceae
Product: alpha/beta-Hydrolase
Exons: 1
Coding region: 1-3594 (1197 amino acids)
Molecular function (GO): monoacylglycerol lipase activity
Source: RefSeq, a predicted model, not a curated record
AUGCUUCUUCUUUACCAGACGGGCAGCGUCAAGAUUGGCGAGCUAGUACGAUACGAAGUAACCUAUACGCCCUCCCACGAUAGGAUUCUGCCGUCGCCAACUCAUCUCUUCUUGCGCAUCAAGAACACGUCCGCCAUCGCCCUCCGUGCCGCUUUUGUCCAUGGCCCUUAUACUCUUUAUGCCUCUGCCUACCCUGCGAACUUCAACCCGAAUGAGAAAUUCGAAAAUCCAAGGGCGUAUGGUGUGCCAGAGUUUGAACCAAAUUUGAAGGCUGGGGGGACGUUCACUACAAAGCUCGCCGUACCGGAACAUGUGAGGAAGACUGCGGGAAGUGCGGAUCGGGAUGGACACAGCGCUGGACAAGAGAGCAAAGGAGGAGAGGAGAACGUGAGCUGGAUUAUAGAGGUCAGCAGUCAGGUUAUCUUUUCUACCAGUGCUGCUGUACACUAUGAGGUGCUCCUUGGAAGGGAUGAGAAGAGUCUACAGCUAGGAUAUGUCAAUCCUCUUGUCGGAGGCACUCCCGCGCCAGUUCCUGGCCAUAUUAGCGACCAUCAACAAAGUUCUGCAGCGAAGGAUGGCCAUCAUAAUGCACAACCGAAAGGGAUAUUCAGUAAGGCGGUGAAGCUGAAGGUUGACGAUACGGCGAGUUUGUGGAACACUCCUAAAAUGCCGGAAUGGGAUGAAGAGCAUGUAGAAAAGGAGAAGCAGAAAGGGAUCCCCGUGGAAAGAGCUGCCGAUAGCGCAGAUGAUAUAAAUAAGUCGGAUAAACAUAGAGGAAAGAGACAAAAGAAAGUUCAUCUUGUUGUUUUGACCCAUGGGUUGCACAGUAAUCUUGGUGCGGAUAUGUUAUAUAUGAAAGAAAGUAUUGAUGCAUCUGCUAGACAGGCGAGGAUAGAUGCUAAAGCUCGACGAGCCAAACGAAGAGAGGAGCAGAGACAGAAAGCGGGUGAUGAUGAAGCACGGCAAAAGGUGGACGAGGACCACAAAUCAGAAGCCGAUAAGGACAAAUCCCCGGCAGAGAAGCUAGAGGAGGAUAUCGACUCAGAUGAUGAUGAAGAGGAGGUCAUAGUAAGAGGAUUUUCUGGCAAUGCUACGAGGACAGAACGGGGUAUCAAGUAUCUGGGGAAACGUCUCGCAAAAUAUGUACUUACGAUGACAUACCCGGACCAACCAUAUCGACCAGUCACAAAGAAGACUGCUGCCGAAGCUAUAUCUCAUGCGAUGAAGCCUAGUACUUCAUCACAAGGGGGGACCGCAUCAAAAGGAUCACCAAGCCAUAAAGAUAGUACUAUCCAGAAAGAACCAACCUCGGACAGCAAUUCUGCUUUUAAGUUUACCAGUAUAAGCUUUAUUGCUCACUCUCUAGGUGGACUGGUACAAACGUAUGCUGUCGCGUAUAUUCAGAAACACUCGCCAGAGUUCUUUGAUAUCAUCAAACCGAUAAAUUUCAUUGCUUUGGCAUCUCCAUUUCUUGGGUUGAGCAACGAAAACCCACUUUACGUCAAGUUUGCCCUCGAUUUCGGUCUCGUUGGAAGAACUGGGCAGGAUUUGGGCCUCACAUGGCGAGCUCCAACGAUUGCUAGAAGUGGAUGGGGUGCUAUAGUCGGUGGCAUGACUGAUAGUGCACACAAGAAGAUUGAGGGUGAAGCACCACCUGAGUCUAAGCCGCUUCUUCGAAUCCUACCGACUGGACCUGCUCAUACUGUAUUGAAGAAGUUUCGCAAUCGAACAGUGUACUCCAACGUAGUUAACGACGGCGUCGUACCGUUACGCACAAGCUGUUUAUUAUUCCUUGAUUGGCAGGGCCUUGGCCGCGUGGAAAAGGCCCGUCGAGAGAACGGUCUUGUAGGCACUAUUACAAGCUGGGGAUGGGCAGAGCUCACAGGCCAGAACACAGUAUCACCAAUGGGUCGCACAUUCUCUGAAUCCCACGACAAUCCUGUUGGUAGUGACAGUGAUACUCCGGGAACCAACACACCAACUCAGCACGGGCAUGGAGAAGACGUUCCACAGCCGCCUCCUUAUGCUACUCAGGAUGAUAACCGGAGUAUCAGGGCCGUCCGGGAAAGAUCUGGUUCUAUGAGAUCUGUCAAUAGCGACGGUGAUCCCUCACAGCCACAGCAGGAAGGUCCGUUCUCGAGUAUCGUGAAAUUCUUUCAACCCAAUACGGGAUCGAAGCCCUCUUCCAAAGUCGAAAGUCAAGGACCAAAACCAAACAAGAUAUACAAACGAAGCCAAACACUUCGAAUAGAUGACGAGUCUGGCGAAUCGGUACCAAAGAUUGCAAGGCAGCCUUCAUCGCCUAAGAGAACGCGCGGGAAAGCAACAGCUAAUCAUUCCGAUGACGAAAACUCAGGACAUAUGUCAGCACCACCAAAAACAACUUUCUUUGAGGCCGCUGGCGAUCUUCUCAAGCCACCACUCGCAACAGUUGAAUUUCUUAUCAAUCCUGAGUCACGGGCACGAACUAUCUUCCACGACCGUGUCUAUCAUCCUUCGGAUAUCCCACCUCCACCACUCAAGAAACGCCCUACGACCUCUCUGCUAACUCGCCGCUCAAGUUCGAAUAUUGCUCACUCCUCAGGUAGCUCAUCGUCUAGCGCUUUCACCCCACCUCCUCGUGCUGGAAGCAAUCUUUCAACCGCAGACUACGAUGACACCAGGAACACCAAUCCUGAAAUUGCACCCAACGAAGUCGUGGAUGGUUCCGCGAUGAAAGUCGAAGAAAAAAUUGCACGUGCUUACCACAAGGAUUUAUCAUGGCGAAAAGUGCUCGUGAGACUGGAACCAGAUGCUCAUAACAACAUGAUUGUGCGUCGUAUGUUUGCAAAUGCGUAUGGCUGGCCUGUUGUGAAGCAUCUCUGCGAUACGCACUUCAGUGAUUCGGCCGUUGCUAAAGUCCGCGAUGAGGAUGAUAGUAACGCUGAACGUGCCAAGGGCACCGAAGAGAACCCUGAUCGAGUAGGCAGAGAAACUCGGGAUGAUCCAAUUACUACUCUAAAACGACAAGACAGAACAGACUCCGAAGUGCGAGAAGCAUCAGACGAUGUACCGGAGAUGAAUCAUAGCUCUCACCCCAGAAGUCUGGGCAAAGCAAUGAAUAAAGCCCAAGCGAGCGGCAAUGAAAGCGAAGGAUGGAGCGAACGUGAUUGGGUUGAUAGCGCAGACGAUAGUGAUGAUUUCGAAGAUGACAUGGUUCCUGGACAGAAAGCUAAAAACGAUAAAGCACGAGCGUCGAGUCCGUCGGGUGCUAAGAAGGGCGGAUGGAAUUGGACGGAGGCUAUUGCGGGGAAAGGCGCGACUAGUCCUAGAGGUACGGCGCCCAAGGAGAUUGAUAGUUUUCUAGGGAAGAAUCAGGGGAGGGCUGGUGGGAGAGGUCCAGGAAGUCCUAUCAGGCAUCAGGGCGAUUUGGUGGUUGGGAGUCCGGAGGAGUUUGUGCCUGAGAUUGAGCGGGCUGGUGUUUCUGCGGCGAGUGGAGUGGCUGCUGGGGGUGAUGGGCUUCCUGUUAGAGAGGCAAGAGAUGUGGAUGUAAAGACGGCUUUGAAAUCGGGGGAAGUGGGAAGUAAGAGUCAGACAUCUGCAGAAUCAGCGUAG